Messenger RNA from Ctenopharyngodon idella (grass carp), 3415 nucleotides. It is a transcript of the gene cpne4a, whose product is annotated as copine IVa. Gene Ontology annotation, biological process: cellular response to calcium ion. Gene Ontology annotation, molecular function: calcium-dependent phospholipid binding. Gene Ontology annotation, cellular component: plasma membrane. Bases 388 to 2049 code for a protein of 553 amino acids. The record is from RefSeq and is a predicted model, not a curated record. The transcript has 17 exons. Lineage: Eukaryota; Metazoa; Chordata; Actinopteri; Cypriniformes; Xenocyprididae.
UUCUGUAGCGCGUGAAGGGGAGGGACCGGGGCGCGAGAUGAGCGCGCUGUACUUUACUUUCCCUCAUUUGCACAGCAGCUUGAGGAUGGAGCUCGAAUUCUUGUGUGGAGCAUAUGUCUUCUCGGUGCUCUGUGUUUGAUGACAAGCAGCGAAGCAACAAUUUGCCUGGAAUUAUUUUUCAUGUUCGUUAAAGCAGUGGAGGAGACCACGUCCCGGAGGAGUCUGUCAUAGGAGCGCUGCUUACCUGCCGCCCCAUCAGCUCCACUGUGUGGCUGUUCUAUUGAGACUGACACUUCAAUGAAUACAGAGAGAGGGUUUCAGCACUACCUCUAUUCCCAGCAUGUUCCAGAAGCCAUUAGGGAUACCAACACAAGUAUCUCCUGAAACAUGAGCGACAUCUACGAGUCUGCAGCCAAUUCUCUGGGCUUGUUCAACAGCCCCUGCCUGACCAAAGUAGAGCUGCGGGUCACCUGCAAAGGUAUCUCAGACAGGGAUGCCCUCAACAAACCUGAUCCCUGCGUGGUCAUUAAAAUGCAGUCCCAUGGCCAGUGGUUGGAGGUGGACAGGACGGAGGUGAUUCGGAGUUGUAUAAACCCCACGUUUUCUAAGGUCUUCACCCUGGACUUUUACUUCGAAGAGGUUCAGCGGCUACGUUACGAGCUCUACGACAUCAGCAGCAGUCAUAAUGGCAUGAGAGAGGUGGACUGCCUAGGAGCCAUUGAGUGCACACUGGGCCAAAUCAUCUCCCAGAGAAAAUUCACCAAAGCCCUGCUUAAACAGGGCAACACAGUUGGGAAAUCAUCUAUUACGAUCACCGCUGAGGAGCUGACAGGAAAUAACGAUUAUGUCGAACUCUCAUUCAGUGCGAGGAAGCUGGAUGAUAAGGAUUUUUUCAGCAAGUCAGAUCCAUUUUUAGAGAUCUACAGGGUAAAUGAUGACAACACUCAGCAGCUAGUGCACAGAACAGAGACCGUCAUGAAUAACCUCAACCCCGUGUGGAACACCUUCAAGACAUCCCUUAACUCGCUCUGUAGUGGAGACCAUGAAAGAAUACUGAAGUGUACAGUGUGGGACUGGGACUCGAAUGGAAAGCACGAUUUCAUAGGGGAGUUUCAAGCUACGUUCAGAGAGAUGCGAUCAGCGAUGGAUGGAAGACAGGUCCAGUGGGAAUGCAUAAACCCCAAAUAUAAAGUCAAGAAGAAGAAUUACAAGAACUCUGGGAUUGUCAUUCUGAAUCAGUGCAAGAUAAUUAAGAUGCAUUCCUUUCUGGACUACAUCAUGGGAGGUUGCCAAAUACAGUUUACAGUAGCGAUUGAUUUCACAGCGUCUAAUGGGGAUCCGAAGAACAGUUGUUCGCUACACUACAUCCACCCCUACCAGCCUAACGAGUAUCUGAAAGCUUUAGUCGCAGUGGGGGAGAUUUGCCAAGACUAUGACAGUGACAAAAUGUUCCCGGCGUUUGGCUUUGGUGCUCGAAUACCUCCGGACUUCAAGGUGUCACAUGACUUUGCAGUAAACUUCAACGAGGACAACCCAGAAUGUGCAGGUAUCCAAGGUGUGGUAGAGGCCUACCAGAAUUGCCUUCCUAAGAUUCAGUUGUACGGUCCUACAAACAUUGCCCCGAUCAUCCAAAAAGUGGCCAACUUUGCCUCUGAGGAAAUGCACACCAAAGAGGCCAUGCAAUACUUCAUCCUGCUCAUCCUGACGGACGGUGUGAUCACAGAUAUGGCGGACACCAGAGAGGCAAUCGUCCACGCCUCUCACCUGCCCAUGUCUGUCAUAAUCGUGGGAGUUGGAAGUGCAGAUUUCACUGACAUGGAGAUGCUUGACGGUGAUGACGGAAUCCUUCGUUCACCUAAAGGGGAACCAGUGUUGCGUGACAUCGUACAGUUUGUGCCGUUCCGUAACUUCAAACAUGCCUCUCCUGCUGCUUUGGCAAAAAGUGUCUUAGCCGAAGUCCCAAACCAGGUGGUGGACUAUUACAACAGCAAAGGGAUCAAGCCCAAGUGCCCCAGCGAUUAUGAGUCUUCCAGGACGUUUGGUCACUGAAGCCCUGAGCUAUCGCUCGUUACAAAAACUAGCACGUUUCUGUGAAUUUUAAACCUAAUUCCUGUUCUACUUUGUUUUGUUUGCAUGCGUAGCCUGUGAGGCUUGCAUAGGUGUUGCAAUGCUACCGUUUCUAUUAUGUACAUGUGUACAUGUACAAACUUAAGGCCCGUUCACACCAAGAACGAUAACUAUAAAGAUAACUAUAACGAUAACUAUAUGUGCGUCCACACCAUGAACGAUAACAGCCUGUUUAUUCUAAGCUCACGCGCUGCGGUUUCAAAGUGUGUACAACAUGUUUUUUCUGUUCUUGUUGCAUUUACACAGCUUUAACCAGCAGAUGUCCUCAGCAUGCUAUGUUUCGAGUGAAUAGCUAGUGUAAUCGAUCUAAUCUAACGGUGAAUUUAGCUGACGAAGUGGAAUAAAACCAACGCCUAGUCUUUUUCACUGCAACUUCAAAGGAAGCAAGACAAUGUUGUCAAAACUAGCGCUGGAUACCUGAGGUAAUUUUAUGUUACACUGUUUGCUAGCCUGGCAUAAUGAUCUUAUUGUUAUUACUUUCGAUUGUUUUCCAUAUAUCCAUUUUCCUUAAAGUAUCAUUGAAAAGACCUGUGGUGGCUUUUUCUGAAUCUCGACGAAUAACUUCUCCGCAAUGUCGUCUGCCAUUUUAAAUGCACGAGCGGCCCUUAAAUUAGAAUGGAUUCUGAUUGGCUGUCAGUGUUUUAUUGUUCAACAGCUGAAAAAAAUCGUUCUGAAAGUGAUCCCAACGAUAUCGUUUCUCUAUAUCAUUAUUGUUAUAGAUGUGGUGUGGACAGUGCUAUUCUUUUAUAUUUAGAGCGAUUUUUAGAACUAUAUCUUUAUCUUUAUCGUUAUCUUUAUAAUUAUUGUUCUUGGUGUGAACGGGCCUCUACAACUAUGAAGAAAGCAAAAACUCAAGAAGUUCUACAAAUUUACGCAUGAUGACUGGGAUUAGAUGAAGAAAUACAUGGAUUAUCUGUUGUUUUCUUUUAUAUAAAGGUUUAUUGAGAUUUUGCUAAAUUUCGUAAUGUUCUUACAUUGUAAAGCAUUUUGGAUCUUAGAGAAUGAAUAGCUAUUUGAAUUAGAAUAUCUGUGGACAUUCAGGCUUUCUUUCUCUCUAUUUUUUGUUCUUUUUUUGCAGAUGCAGGGCCAGAUGCAUGAUUGUAUUUUGCAUGUUGAUAAUAAACCAGCCUCGUUUUUUCUAUCGGUUCCUUUUGGGGCCAGUGAUAUGAGUUCAUGUGAAGCUGCUCUUCUGACCUGUCCACAAAUAAUUCUUUAGAAUGAAGUAUUUUUUGGUAGUUUUAAGUGAUGAUGUAACAGAUUGUUUGAAAAUAAAGUUUGUGUGAAUGAA